Messenger RNA from Acromyrmex echinatior (Panamanian leafcutter ant), 2409 nucleotides. RefSeq names its product Suppressor of cytokine signaling 2. The record is from RefSeq and is a predicted model, not a curated record. Lineage: Eukaryota; Metazoa; Arthropoda; Insecta; Hymenoptera; Formicidae. Gene Ontology annotation, cellular component: phosphatidylinositol 3-kinase complex. Gene Ontology annotation, molecular function: 1-phosphatidylinositol-3-kinase regulator activity. Gene Ontology annotation, biological process: phosphatidylinositol phosphate biosynthetic process; intracellular signal transduction.
UCCGCGAAUACGAGGAAAGCUAGUGUUUUCCCGUUUUCCGGUCGUUGCGUUAUCAAGUACAUUAAGUUUAGGUUAAGUUAUGUUAAAUUUCAUUCUUUGACGUGUGAACAUUAGUAAAUGAGUCCGAUUGAAAUUUGUUAAAGUAUAUAUUCGCGUAUAUGAUUCAAGAGACGUAUUGCCUUAUUGUAAAUCUCACAAAAUCCGUAACACCUUUCUUUCGAACAACAAACGCAACACAAACGGAGAAAAAGUCUUAGUUGAAACAGUUGAAUUGAUUAUUUCGUGAGAUUAUAUGAGUGUUCAAGUAACUGCAUUUUUACUCGAAGCAUCAACAAAGUACUAUCAAUGAUGACCGACGUUUUAUAAAAGUUUACUUCACUGCCAAAAUUUGAACGACUGGACUGCUAUGUUGAUUGCAGUGAUUCGGUUGCAAGCGUAUGAACAUGAUGUUGAGAAUGGUGUGUCCAAAAUGUCGUCAUCAUUUUCCUGUAUUGGGAUGCUGUUUAAAAUGGAAUGAUGAAACUAAUCAAAAGGAAAUGAAGGAAAAGGAGGAAGAAGAAAAGAAGAAAAAGGAGAAGGAAAAGGAAAAGACCGCAGAAGAAAAGGAGAAAGAAGAGGUGAGAAAGGAAGAAGAGGAUGAAGAAGAGGGUGAAGAAGAGGAAGAAGAUGAAAAAGAAGAAGAAGAAGAGGAAGAAGAGGAGGAGGAAGAGAAAGAAGAGAAAAAAGAAGAGAAGAUGGCUGCUAAUACUGUCUGUUCAAAGACGGCAACCUAUUAUGUUAGUAGUCUCCCAGUGUCCCAUGACUGCACCAGCGACAGCAGUUGUUUUAUAAAUCCAUCUACAAAGAUUCAGGAAACCAUCUUUCAAUCACAUGCAGUCAACUGCGGCUCCAAUGUCGAAAUUACUGAUUCUGAUACACUGGAACUCUUCUAUGACAUACAGACGUCGAUGAAACAUAAUCACCAUCCACUGUUAACAUCGCCAAUAUAUCAAUCGAAUGAUCAAGAUCCCUUUAUUACAGUGACAGAAAAUCUUAACUAUGAGAUGGCACCUUCGGAGCAAUAUGUCGCAUCUACGUGCGAGCUCACUGGCGGCAGCGUCACGAUUGCUACACCUGAUAUACAGUCAGGUGGUUGUCUAAUACAACAUACAGAACCCGAAAUUCUGGUACAAACUUCGCAAAUCAAAAUUGAACCAAAGCUUACUGGCGGCGGUUGUCUUGUGCAGAAGAAAUUGACCGAGGAAGAUGAACGAUUGGCAAUAUACAAAUGUACAAAAAACUUCGCAGCCGUUAAUAAUCGGACAUUUGUUACACCUCCCAACGGUUAUUCAGAAUUGCCUACGAACAUAAGGGUCAUAUCAUCCGGGAUGAUAAGAGAUAACGAAAAUAAUGAAAUAACAAGUGUUGAAUCAAGGCCACGAAAGAUACCGAACACGAUCAAAAUAAAUAACUGCUGCGAUUGUAAAAGUACAUUUCAGCAUUGUCAGUAUCAUAGACGAAUAUUUGAUGCAUCUCUUACAGAUAAUCGUGACUCAUUGCUAUUGGAGCCUAUCAGUAACAGCGUACAAUUCCGAGUAAAUGCUACUGUGCAGCUACCUGCGAAUCUGGGUCAGUGCACAGUAAACAUUACAGCGACAACGACAACGCCGCCAAACCAAGUUGUAGCGAUGAAAUUGCCAGGUCGUGGUAGAAAUAACUUUCACGGAGGUGGUCUCGUGCAACCGAACGAGUUGGACUGCGCAAUGGUGAAUCAGAUUGUCGCAGAAAACAACAAGAGUUGUAAUAAUACCGAACAAAUGGAUGAAACAUUGACAACUCCGGUAUCCUGGCCACUGACUGCUUGGAGCCCGGAUGUACAUGUAAAUAGAUUACGCGAAGUAAAAAGAUUGCUGCAGAUUUGUGGUUGGUAUCAUGAGGGCAUCAGUCGGCAGCAAAGUGAAAACCUUUUAAAAGAUGCAUCCAUAGGUCGAUGGCUAAUGAGAGACAGUUCAGAUUACAGAUUCACUUUUGCGGUAUCUGUGAAAACAACCAAAGGCCCUGCUUCUAUUAGAGUACACUAUUUUCUCGAACAUUUUCGACUUGAAACUACCGACCCUAAGUUAGCAUUGGCGAUGCCAUUUUUUGAUUGUCCUAUUAAAAUGUUGGAGUAUUAUGUCGCGUACUCAAAAAGAAUGGAUGAACAUCGUAGGGAAGUGUGGGUCGACUAUAGUGGACAAUUGUAUAGCCAGAUCUAUUUGACCAGUCCUCUUGUCAAAGAAGUUAGAUCACUGUCACAUUUAGCUAGACUCGCCGUGAAUCGAAACAAGUUGCCUAUUGACUGUUUACCACUAUUAAUUAAAAACUAUAUCAAGGAAUAUCCAUAUACGCUUUGAGUGUGCAAUCACGAUACAUUUAUCUUCCGAUAUAUAU